Racocetra fulgida is the source of this 250-nucleotide messenger RNA. The record is from the annotation of a GenBank genome assembly. NCBI's taxonomy places the organism in Eukaryota, Fungi, Glomeromycota, Glomeromycetes, Diversisporales, Gigasporaceae.
AUGGUAAAUGCAAAUGAGUUAUUAUUUUUAUGUCAUUUUGGAAAGAGAGCUAGUAUUGAAAGUAUUGAGCAAAACAAGGACUAUGAACGAAUGUUAACAACUAAAGACGAUAGUAGAUUAAAAUUAACUACUUCGAUCCUAGCUAAAGACGAUAGUAGAUUAAAAUUAGAGACUAAGCAAAUCAAAGAGAAGAUCUUAGAUUAUCAGUUAAAUUUUACUAAACGUGAUUUGGAUGGGACAAUCAAUUGUG